Messenger RNA from Belonocnema kinseyi, 7420 nucleotides. It is a transcript of the gene thw, whose product is annotated as mucin-5AC. Bases 300 to 5150 code for a protein of 1616 amino acids. The transcript has 7 exons. Gene Ontology annotation, cellular component: extracellular region. NCBI's taxonomy places the organism in Eukaryota, Metazoa, Arthropoda, Insecta, Hymenoptera, Cynipidae. The record is from RefSeq and is a predicted model, not a curated record. Gene Ontology annotation, molecular function: chitin binding.
UACGUCCUUGUUGUGCCGUGACUGUACCUAAGCCGUGCGUGCACGGUAUCAUAACACAAUUCAGUCCACGUGUGUAACAAUAAGUCGGAAAGACGUGAAUUUUUUCCAGUUUUUCAUUGCACCCACGUGCAUGCAUCCACAGUAAUUUCUACAAUUUCGUGUCUGAAGUGCCUGAAAGGCGUGACGACUCCCCGUGAUAUUGAAGUGCCAUCAAAUCAAGAAAGAUCGAAUUUGGGAGAGCAGCUCAUUCACGAGAAACCUCUCGUGGAAACGGGUGAUCGAAUUGGCAUUACACGGGCAUGUCGUUUACGAGGAUGAGUUUUAAAACUGUCUUUCUUUUAUGUCUUGUGGUUACCUUUGUCCCGGUUCACUGUGAGAAAAAGGAAUCAGAUGACGAGAAAACGGCAAAGCUACCAGAAUUCCUCUCGGAACUGGACCUGGCUAGCUUAGAGGCUUCUGAGGAAGAUAUUGCAGAUUUGAAGAAAGUUGUGAAGAGACUAGCCCCCGAAAAGAAUGGCGAGUACCAAGUUUACCAAGGAGUCACGGGCCAACCUGGUGUCGACUUUCCUGUUCUGACGACCAUUCCGACUACAUCAUUUACCUGCCGAGGAGUUAAGGGUGGAUACUACGCUGAUCUGGAAACCAAUUGUCAAGUUUUCCAUAUUUGUGACCAAGGACGUAAGAUUUCGUUUCUGUGUCCUAACGGCACCAUAUUCCAGCAAUCUCAAUUAAUUUGCGACUGGUGGUUCAAAGUUGACUGUAGCAAAUCAGCUGAACUCUACGAACAAAGCGCAGAACUGUUAGCAGAGGAAGAGAGAAAGAGAAGCGAUGCAAAGAAAAUUAAUUCUGAGUAUCACCGAAAUUCGGAAGAAGAUAAUGGACAAAACUUUCAAUACGUAGACUACGACGGAAGACAGAAUGGAAGAUCAAAUCCUUUCGGUCAGUCUGCCUCCCAAAACCAAAUUCAAGAUAACAAACAUUCAAAGAAUAAUCAAGCUGUGGGUCAGGAUUACAACCAGGCUGGUGGAAGACAAGGGAAUCAGUACUCUCAGAAUUAUAAGCAAAAAGAUUUACAAGAUUUGAGCGAGGGUAACACAAACUACAAUCAACAACAACAGUCAACUGUCCUUCCUGGUAAUAAUCAACCUAGACACAGACAACAGAAUCAAUUGAUUGAUGACCGAAAAGAGAAAACGAAACAGUUGAACGACGUUUAUGAUCAACGGAAUGCUAGAAAGUUUCAGACUGCUGACCAUGCUCAAGGAAAAAGUGAGAAGCAAAACUUUAGAACCUCUAAAUCAAGAACUCUAAGUGAUAAUAAUCGCAACCCUGCAAUUACUCAAAAAGUCACUCCUACGUAUACGGAAACAACAACAUUUAGAACAACGUCUCCGAAUCCUGUCAAAGAAGUUCAGCAGUUAGCUGAGAGUUCAGCGUUCGCUACUAAUCGAGGAAAUCGAUACAAUCAUGUCUUCGGAUCUACUCAGUACAACACUUUCUUCAAUAAUCGUAUCUCAUCUUCCGAUAAUUUGCAGAAAUCAUCUACGCCCGCAUAUUCACUUACAACGAACGAGACCAGUGGCCCAACCUCUUUACGACCAAAAAUUGGCAGCAUUCCUCCAUUCCCGGGACCUACCUUUACACCAAUUUUUAAGCCUCGAUUAACUGCAUUAACAAAUCGCGGAACAAUCACUAGUACCACUUCGAAGCCCUUUUCAUUUUCUCAAAGUGCGACAAGUUCAUUUGUCUACAACAACAAAAAUGCGCAAAAUUAUAAACAACUCUCAAGUUCCUCUACAUCCAGCAAUGAUCGAUAUAAACCAAAUCAAUCUACUCAAAGGACCUACGUGAAUACGGACUACUACAGGCAAAAUACAACUCCAGCAGUGACUUCGACAACUUAUGACAGUACACCAAAUUACUAUGACAAUACCGUCACUGGUAAUUAUAAAGAUGAGACAUAUACUACUUCACGACCUUUCACUGCUACUGAAUCUUACCGAGAGAACACUGCAACGAUGACCACCGUUACAGACUUUACUGGCAACACUUUUCCAGAGACUGUCACACCGUCACCAACAACCUUCAUAAAUCAAAAUCAAAGAUUUACAAAUCAAAAUCAAGGAUACACAAAUCAAAAUCAAGGAUUCACAAAUCAAAAUCCAGAAUUCACAAAUCAAAAUCAAGGAUUCGAAAAUAAAAAUCAAGGAUUUACAAAUCAAAAUCAAGGAGUCACAAAUAAAAAUCAGGGAUUUACAAGCUCAAAAUCUAAUCGAGAUCGCGAAGAUCGACAGCGAAAUGAUAAUCAGUUUUCAACUAAAAGUCCGUCCAGAACGUCACAAGUUUACCAACUAAAUUCUAUUAUUACAGCAUCAACCGAAAAACCUUUCAAUCAAAACUCUAUAACUAAGAAACCACUUACUUCCUAUGAUACAACUUUCAACAAUCGACAAGGUAAAUCAGGAUCUACUGUUCGACCUUACGUUCCCUUCACAAAGAACUAUGCCUACACUACUGCUGGAACGACAAGUACGCAAAAACCAAUUGUUUACACGGCCACGAUUCCGUCUUAUACUCCAGCAAAUUUCAUUUAUCGUGAGACUUCAAACGAUUUGAUACCAAAAACAAAGUCUCCUAUCUAUUCUACUUCCUUCUCUUCUAGCAGAUCAGGAACAGGGGCUACCUAUUUACCAAAACAAACCACAGCAAAAGUAUCCCCAGUUACUAAGAAACCAAUUCUGGAAGCCAGACCACCAGUAGAAAGAGAGCAUGCAUUCAGCAUGAUGCAAUCUCUUCAAGGAUUAGAGGGAACCAUCCCAGAGUUGGAAACUCUUCAAAAUGGAAACAGAACCGGAUUGAACAUUCCUAGCUCUUCAGGACCAUCAACCCUACAUUCACUAGCCCUAUAUUUUGCCACCGCAAGUGAGAAUUACGACUUGGGCAAUGCUACAGAUUCAUCGCUGGACCUUCCAGCAAAAGGAAAUGUUUCUGUAGAUCUUCCAACGAGUAUCUUAACGCAGCAUACAAUAAAUUCUUACGUAAAUCUCUUUAACUUAAAUAAUGCUUUGGAGAAUAAUACUGCUUUUCUUUUGGAGGACAAUAGUGCAGAGAUAAACACGAGUGAUGAUUUCGAUGACGAUCUUGAUUUACAGCAAAGUGAAGGUCCUCUAAAUGGAGCUAAAAAAUCCAACAGUACGAAACUUCGAGAGUUGGCACAAGUUUUCACCCAUGCUUUAUCAGCUUAUCUCCAAGAUCCCGAAACUUUUAAGAAAGUUCUCACGGAAAUAAGACCUACUGAACCUCCUCCUUCGAGUGAAGAAGAGUCUGGGGAAAAUACUUCGUCACCUACAACAACUGAAGAAUACCCUUCAGUGACGAAAGAAAAGGACGAAGUUUUAGAUUUCUCUGACGAUACGAUUGGCGCUAGAAGAAGAAGACCAACCACCCCAUUUCCGAAUCAAUCAACUAAUCCAAUCACUGAAUCGACAGAUUAUUAUACUACACCACUAACUUAUUCAGAAUCUCAAUAUUCAACAACAACUCCAAGCACACAAGGAAACGAGGCUGAUUCCUCUAACCAAGAAAGAGAGAAUAAUUUUGCUUUCGAAGUAAAUCAUGCUCUUCAAGAAAACAAAAACUUCAAUAGUGGUUUAAAUCUUCCUAGCAAUUCUUUGAAUGACUACGAAAACUACUUUCCAGCUAAGCCAAGACAGUUAAGUUUUCAAAAUAAAACCCGAGAACCUUAUGGAAAACAUGUAAAACCCUUUGACGCUACACCAAUAAACAAUUAUGUUUCUUCUUCUACACCAGCUUCUUACUUCCAAUCGAAUGAACAAGUAGUUUACGGUCAAAGCAAGGAGCCUGUUCAAAUUUUGCAGCAAGAGUUAGCACCACCCGCAUUUCAGAAUUCCAAAAACCAAGAUCAAAACAUAGCUUAUGAUACAAAUUUCAAUCAAAACAGUAUAUCCUCCACUACAGAACCUUUCAGAAUACGCUACUAUGAUACUUCAACGAAACAAAAAAAUGAUGAAUCUCUCGUCACAGCUAGUAGUAUCCAUCCUAAUUAUAAAAACGAAUUUUUUAAUCUAAAUAAUAAGCUACCCACUGGAAGGUCCAAUAGUCUCUUUAAUACGAAUGAACCUCCGAGACCUGUUUAUUCAACACAUUCAGACCAAUCUAACGAUCACUGGACCGCUUCACCAGAAGUCACUCGAUUAUGGGAAACUACAGUAUUUUUAGACCCACAGAGGAUAAACAACGACUUAAUUCUCGAUCCGAAUGUAUCAACUACCGGUCCAAGAUUAGCUGAUCCCACACAAUUUAAUACUAACUCUAAUGAGCAUCUGGCCACUGAUUCAAGUGGAGUAACACCACCAAAUUUUAUAUCGGAUUCUUCAACACCUUGGCAGAGGGCACCAAAUAAUAAUGAUUCACCUACCGUAUUUUCGUUGCUACCAUCCACAUAUUUUACCGAAAACACAGUUACUCCUAAUCCAACAUUCACAACAAGUUCAAGUAUCACAACGACCAUAACUUCUUCUGUAACUUCGACUAGUGGGGCUUUGCAAGAGACACUUGUUCCCAACUCAGUAAUAAAUGUUACCGAGAAUGAAGUAGAGAAGGCACAGGAAAUGUUUGGAAAGCUGAAUGCUACUAGUACAAGUACCCUAAUGAAAGUUAUGAAGCAAGCUGAUAAUAAUGCAACUGUCAGACAGCUGGUUCUUCUUCUAAUUAGUCAUUGCAAGGGUCCAAUGAACAAGACCAUGGAAGAGGAAAAGGAGCAAUUACUGAGUGCUCUAUUAAGAUUACCAGUAAACGAAUUUACAACCGAGGAGUCUCACGAAAUCAUCGCUGGAAUUAGCAAGUUGAACUUGCCGAUUGGAACUAUCAGAUUUCAUUCAGGAUCUGAAGAAACAAAAAAUACGCAGCCUUCUUCAACAGCUACGGAACCAUCAAUUACUACCUUUAGAAGUAGACAUGGACGAAAGUUUAAAUCGACUACUUCUUUACCAGAAACAAAUUAUCAGUCUUUAAAUUUAGCCACCGCUGAAACCCGGAAUGCAUUGGUAGAAGAUGAAUCUUCCAUUUCUGAUAAUAGAGCUUUAGAACUACUCAGGUCCCUCUAUAGUAUAGCAGCCAAGUGGGGUUGAACGACAGAUAAAAAAUGUGGUUCUUUGACCAGUGUCUGCCAUAACUUCGGAUUACCUCAUGACUGACGACAGUUUAGACGUGUUUGAGAUGGAAAAUAAUAUCAACCUGAAGUUCUCGAUAACAUAAAAAGGAUGUCUUAAUAAAAAGAAACUUUUUGUAGGUGUCUGAACUAAUCUUGUACUAUGAAUGUCCCACUUUUUUCUCUACAGCAGAUCCUCGUUAGUGUAAAUAAAAGAAGAAUAUAAAAUCAGGCUGACUUAUUUUAUCCACAUAAUAAAAUCUGAAAUUACAUUUAAUAUUAUUUUCACACGUCUGUACGUCAUGCUUGAAAUUUAAUAAGCAGACACUAUGUGGGAAUCUCGAGCCUUAUCCUAUAAUAAUCAAACGUUGGCCAGGAACGUAAUAUUAGGAACGAAAAAACCUUCCGUUGUCGGGUUCAUCUGUGAAUCGAACUGUACCAUAAUGCGCUGAGAACACUUGUACACGAGGAAAUCGUCAUAAUAUUUAUAAAUGUAUAUGUAUGUUGAUUCGUUAGUAAACAUUAUAUCUAUUCUUACUUUAAGGGAUGGGGUAUGGUAUUGCGGGAUUCCAAAUUUUUUACUGUGUUGGUGUGAAUGUUAUAUUUGUAGACGAAACAGGUGGUUAUUAUAGAAAUAGUAUUCUUUAAAAUAAUUGUAAGCAAUUUUAAUGCCUGUUUUGUAAUGAGUUCAGUACGCACAAGAUGGAUUAAGCUAAGGAUCUAUUCUAUAUAGAGUCAAUCGAAAUAUUCAUCAAAAUUUUAUAAUAAUUUAUGAAAUCAACGAAAAUAUACUUCAUGUAAUCGCUCCUAAUUUUAAAGGAUAAAUAGAAGCGUCGUUUAGAAAAAAAUUAUUUAGAUUGUAGUUGUUUAUUUGACAAAUUUUAUUUGUAAUGGUUUGAUUGAGAUUUAAUCCUAAUUAUCAAUAGCUGAUUUAUUAUUCCUUGAAAGAUUCUUGAUUACAGUAUUUGAUUGUUUUUUUAAGCAUUCAGAAAUAAUAAAAAAAAUUAAAAUUAGCACUUGAUUAUAAAAUUGAAUAAGAAUUUUAGCUUUUCCUAAAGCGAAAGUACAAAGACAAAGUUACGUUAAAUAUUUUUGAAUAAAAAAUUUAAAUCGGAGCUAUUUUUUCUCAAGUAAAUUUCAAGAUCUUUUAAAAAAUGUAUGACGAUUAGCGAUUAGUAUGUUUUCUAGGUUCUAUAAAUAAUUGUAAAAAUUUCUCAAUUUGGAAGUGGGCUUUACGUGCUAAACAUCGUUGUGGAUUUGGAUAGCUUCAAGAAAAGUCAGUCUGAAUUUCCUAUCGAUCCAGGGCACUUCUGGUGUCUUAAUUAAUCAUUUAAGAAAAGAUGAAAAAUACUCAUAAAAAUAAAGCAUAGAAAUUCCAGGCAAAUUAUUUUUUACUCUGGAAGGCUUGAUAUAUUCAGUUAAUAAAUUCGUAGAUAUAUUAUUUUUGAGUCUUCGAAUUAAAAGUUUUGUUUUUGUAAAUCGAAUUCGUUAAGAAAAAUUAAUUAUAAAGCAAGAAAAUUCAGUUCCGAAAGUUUAUAUGAUUCAAGCUUGUAAUAAAUUAACUGGUGCUCUUAAGAUUAUUUUCAAGGCAAUUAAAAUUGUUUACUUUGAGAGAUUUAUGUUUAACAACAGUAACCACUAAUUUUAAUGUAAACUUUAAAUGUGAUGACUUCCGAUCUUACAAUAACGUCAAGAACAGUAACACCACGUGGUGAAACCCCUAUCGAUUUAUAUUAUUAUGUGACUAUUCUGAUUCAGUAAUUACAUUAUUUCCGAUUAAUCAACAGCUCAAUAAGUAAAAUUAGUUCGAAUAAUACUUUAAUGCGAUAGAUGUUUACAACUUUGUAAACAACAUUUGUCAAGUAUUUGCAAUCAAAUUUUUUAUAAAUGAUUAGAAUUCAAUUCUAAUUCUAUAAAUUACUUAAUGAAUCUAUGUUAAUUAAUCAACAUACGUCAAAAUUCUUUUAACUGUCAGAACGAUUUAACUUAAAACAAUAUAAUGAUAAAAGCGAAGUUGAACUACCAAUUUUAAUAUAUUUGAACUAAAUUUUUUAAUGCUUCACCGACUGCCUAUUUAUUUUAUUUUUAACUGUGACACCAGGAAUUAUAAAAUUAAAAUGCGAAAUAAAUACAAGAUUACUGCCAUCUACGAGUGCACACGGUCGCAUAAAUUUUGACUUGAAUGAGUGCGUUAGGAUAUAGAUAAUCUGCAGAUUUGAUGUAAAAUAUGUUUGUACAGAAUGUGAAUAA